Messenger RNA from Magnolia sinica, 833 nucleotides. RefSeq names its product large ribosomal subunit protein eL32z-like. Gene Ontology annotation, biological process: translation. Gene Ontology annotation, cellular component: ribosome; cytosolic large ribosomal subunit. Lineage: Eukaryota; Viridiplantae; Streptophyta; Magnoliopsida; Magnoliales; Magnoliaceae. The transcript is spliced from 4 exons. The record is from RefSeq and is a predicted model, not a curated record. Gene Ontology annotation, molecular function: structural constituent of ribosome. Bases 173 to 574 code for a protein of 133 amino acids.
AUGGAUGCGCAGGGCUAUGUACGCGUGUAGGCUUAGCUAGCCUCGAAACAUAAGAACCCCACCCAAACCAGGGCGGAUUCUUCCUUCCUAGGGUUAGGUUUUUUUCAGAGGGGGUGGAAAGCGUUGCGAAGUUUGGCAGCCGUAACCCUAGACCCUUAGUAGGAGUAUAGAAAUGGCGGUUCCAUUGCUGACGAAGAAGAUUGUGAAGAAGCGUGUAAAGAAGUUCAAGAGGCCCCAGAGCGACCGCAAGGUCUCUGUGAAGCCAAACUGGCGUAGACCCAAGGGUAUUGAUUCUCGUGUGAGAAGGAAGUUCAAGGGAUGUACUUUGAUGCCCAAUAUUGGUUAUGGUUCUGAUAAGAAGACCCGCCAUUACCUGCCUAAUGGGUUCAAGAAGUUUGUGGUGCACAACGUUAAUGAGCUUGAAUUGUUGAUGAUGCAUAACAGGACUUACUGUGUGGAGAUUGCUCACAAUGUGUCCACAAGGAAGAGGAAAGCAAUUGUGGAGCGAGCUGCACAGCUGGAUGUUGUUGUUACUAACAAGUUGGCGAGGUUGCGCAGCCAGGAGGAUGAAUGAGCAGCUUUGUCUUAAUCUGCAACAAGCUGCUUCUAGUCUGCAAAUUUUGGUGUUGGAUUGCUGUCUCUUAAAUCUCUAGUUUAGUUCCCUGAGAUUAUCUGCAUGAAUUCACUGUGCACAGUUCUUUUAGUGUUAUGGUAUUUUUAAUGCUGGAUGCCUGUGGUUUGCCUGCUCUGCCUCCAAUACUCGUGAUGCAGGGAUAUGCCCUAUGAGAUGUGCAAGAUGGUUUGAAGGGGUAAUGUUCUAAGCUAUUUUUGCA